AUGCAAACCAGAGCCAAGAAGGGAAGACGUGGGCGCUCCGCCGCUCCUCCCGCAGCGGAGGAAAUCACUGAGGUGGAGGAGAGCCAACAAGGGGAUAAAGUGAUGGAUGCCGCGAUGACGUCCAUCAUGGAUGAACAGCCAAAGGAGAUGCUCGAUGCGUCGAACUCCUCCGGCUUUCGGGUGGUUCAGAUACUCGAGAACUACGGCAUCGCCGGAUCGGAUAUCAAAAAGCUGAUGGAGCACGGUUUCUACACCGUCGAGUCCGUCGCCUACGCGCCGAAGAAGAACAUCCUCGCGGUGAAAGGCAUCAGCGAAGGGAAGGCGGAGAAGAUCAUGGCGGAGUGCGCGAAGCUCGUUCCGAUGGGCUUCACCUCCGCCGUCGCUUACCAUGAGGCGAGGAAGGAAAUCGUGAUGGUGACGACGGGAAGCCGUGAGGUGGAUAAACUCCUCGGCGGGGGCGUCGAAACGGGGAGUAUCACGGAGCUCUUUGGCGAGUUCCGCACCGGGAAGUCGCAGCUCUGCCACACCCUCUGCGUGACCUGUCAGCUGCCUAUUUCGCAGGGUGGGGCGGAGGGGAUGGCGCUUUACAUCGAUACGGAGGGGACCUUUCGCCCGGAGCGGCUCGUGGCCGUCGCCGAACGGUAUAAACUCGAUCCACAAGACGUCCUCGCGAACGUCGCCUGCGCCCGCGCGUUUAACACGGAUCACCAGCAGCAGCUUCUCCUGCAGGCCUCCGCGAUGAUGGCGGAGAAUCGCUUCGCGUUGAUCAUCGUGGACUCCGCCACGGCGCUGUAUCGGACGGAUUACAGCGGGCGAAACGAGCUCGCCGCGCGACAGAUGCACCUCGGCAAAUUUCUCCGUUCCCUUCACAACCUCGCGGAGGAAUAUGGGGUGGCGGUGGUAGUAACGAAUCAGGUCGUGGCGAAUGUCGACGGCUCGGCGCAGAUGUAUCAGGCGGAUUCGAAGAAACCGAUUGGGGGGCAUAUCAUGGCGCACGCCUCGACGACGCGGCUGAGCUUGCGAAAAGGCCGUGGCGAGCAGCGGAUUAUGAAGGUGUACGACUCUCCAUGCCUCGCCGAGGCGGAGGCGAUUUUUGGCAUCUACGAGGACGGUGUUGGGGAUGCGCGGGAUUGA
Phytomonas sp. EM1 is the source of this 1134-nucleotide messenger RNA. NCBI's taxonomy places the organism in Eukaryota, Euglenozoa, Kinetoplastea, Trypanosomatida, Trypanosomatidae. The record is from the annotation of a GenBank genome assembly.